Messenger RNA from Anopheles marshallii, 1038 nucleotides. RefSeq names its product protein javelin. The record is from RefSeq and is a predicted model, not a curated record. Lineage: Eukaryota; Metazoa; Arthropoda; Insecta; Diptera; Culicidae. The transcript has a single exon. The coding region runs from base 16 to 1038 and encodes 340 amino acids.
CGACCGAAUGGACGCAUGCGCGGCCGUCAUAUCCUCCCGGAGGAAAACUCCACCCGCUGCACGGCCGAGGCGACAAUCGAGGAGCCGGAGGAGAGUGUACGAGAUAUGGUCAGUAGGCUGGAGAGCGGUAACGCUACGCUUGCCACACGCACCGCCAACAAACCGCGCAUCAUCGAGUCGCGAUGUAUCGAGAAGUACGAACCCGAACCGGCCAUCACGAUCAACAACCAGACGACGGUGGAAGGUGCCCACGCCACCGACCGAAAGUCACCCAGCGCCCCGGUGGAACCAGUCACCGUCAACAACCACAUCAACGUUGUGCAACCGGUCACGGCCAACGGAACUGUUCCGCAGCCACCACCGAUUCCGGGUCCACUGCUGAUACCGCCGCUUCUGCGGGGAGGCCCAGCAAAGUCAUUGCCGGUUUGUGAGACGCCAACGGCCACGGCAUCUCCCACGACCGUUGCCACAUCCAUGGAGCGUCCACCCAAAGUUUGCCGUAAUAAAAAUGUGGAUCUCGCGUUUGCGGCCACCAUGAAGCAGCUGGUCGGGUUGAAUGGUAACGGCACGGUAAGACAACCGUCCGCAGUCAAAAAGUCCCCAUCGCAGGUGUCGGUCACCAUGGAGUCGAACACUCACGAUCAGCAACAGUCACCGCCGGAGAGUGCACCGACGAGUGCCGCUUCCGUGACCAAAACGGUCACCUUUAACUUCACCAACGGGUCGCCCGAAACGGUGGCCACCAAUGGGGCCGAGGAGCCGCACCAUACGAAUGGGGCGCCAGCGCAAACGGUGGACCACAGUGAGAAUCUGCGGCCGAGCGCCAUUGCCGAGCAGCGAAAGGCUGACGAGCUGACGUCCCCGAAGCUGGUCAACUGGAGCAGUAUUGGCCGGUUCGACGAGCGGCAGUACUUCGCCAACGACCGGAAGCUGAUCGAGAAGCGCAAAUACGACGACAUGGAGUUCGAGGAGUUUGAGGUGCUCGAUCCAAAUGCUCCCCCCUCUUCGGAGCAUUACGACAGUCUCAACAGCAAGUGA